Messenger RNA from Erinaceus europaeus (western European hedgehog), 1515 nucleotides. RefSeq names its product olfactory receptor 11H6-like. Bases 1 to 969 code for a protein of 322 amino acids. The transcript has a single exon. Gene Ontology annotation, biological process: G protein-coupled receptor signaling pathway. Gene Ontology annotation, cellular component: membrane. The record is from RefSeq and is a predicted model, not a curated record. Gene Ontology annotation, molecular function: G protein-coupled receptor activity; olfactory receptor activity. NCBI's taxonomy places the organism in Eukaryota, Metazoa, Chordata, Mammalia, Eulipotyphla, Erinaceidae.
AUGUCUUCCAGGCAAAUGAAUGCAUCUAACAGAGAAACCACCACCACUGUUACUCACUUUAUUCUCCUGGGAUUUCCCUCCAGUCCAGAAAUGCAGCUCCUAUACUUUGGGCUCUUCUCAACAACAUACACCCUGACCCUGACAGGCAAUGGGCUCAUUGUCUUUUCUGUGUUGUUGGACAGGCACCUUCACACCCCCAUGUACAUCCUCCUGGGAAAUUUCUCUCUCCUGGAAAUGUGCUAUGUCACCACAACUGUUCCAAACAUGUUGGCCAACCUCCUGUCCACAAACAAGUCCAUCUCCUUCCUAAGUUGUUUUGCACAGUUCUAUUUCUUCUUCUCUUUUGGGUAUGAUGAAGGCUUCUUCCUUUGUGCCAUGGCCUUUGACAGGUACUUGGCCAUCUGCCGUCCUCUGCAUUACCCAUGCAUCAUGACUAAGCAGCUCUACAUUAGUCUUGUCAUUUUGGGAUGGUUAUUUGGAUUCACGCUCUACCUAGCUCCAGUUGUCCUCAUUUCAAGGUUGCCAUUUUGUGGCCCAAAUAUGAUCAACCACUUUGUGUGUGAUCCUGUCCCUUUGAUGAUGCUGUCGUGUUCUGAAGACAUAAUCACUCAGCUCCUUUACUUGACUUUCAAUGCUUUUUUCAUAAUUGGUACUUUGAUCUUUAUCCUUUGUACCUAUUUUCUGGUGAUUCGAGCUAUACUACAGAUGCCCUCCACAGCAAGUAAACACAAGGCUUUCUCCACUUGUGCUUCUCAUUUGGCAGUUGUGACACUGUUUUAUGGUCCUAUAAUCAUGAUGUAUGUUAGUCCUAGGUCAGGACACCCAGAGAAAAUGCAAAAAAUCAUUACUCUGUUUUAUUCUGUGAUAACACCUCUCUGCAAUCCUCUAAUAUAUAGCCUCCGAAACAAGGAGAUGAAGGCUGCCCUGCGGAAAAUCUUCAGGACUGAACAAAGUGUUCAUAAAAUGUAAAUGAGAGUCAAUCCCACCUCUCAAAUUCAACUCAACUUAAUGAGACACGAGUGUUAUUUUUUUUCUCUUUUUCCCCUUUCUUUUUGUUUUUAUUGCCACCAGCAUUGUUGCUGGGGCUCAGUGCCUGCACAACAAAUCCACCACUCUGGGUGUUUUUUUUUUUUUUUUAAUAUAGGACAGAGAUAAAUUGAGGAGGAGAGAGAAAGAAAAGUAGAUACCUACAGACCUGCUUUACCACUUGUAAAACCUGCCCCUUGUAGUAGGGAACUGGUGCUCUAACCUGAGUCCUUGAUGUUGGUAAUGAGUAUGCUUAGCCAGAUAUGCCACCACCCACUCCAAAGUUGUUUUGUUUUUAUGUUUUUUCUUUUGUUUUGUUUUUCUGCCAAAGCCUAUGGCAACCUCUAGCUUCUGGCAGGACUGCAGUUUGAACCUGGAACUCUUGGUGCCUCAGACAUGAAGGUCUUUCUACUUAGACACUUUACUAUGUAACUAAUCUAAUAUCUUCUUCUAUCAAUUCUUUAUCUCAGUAAGAAACUGCUAUAACAA